AUACAUACCAUCAUACUGUACAAGGAUUAAGUAGUAAUAUCUUCCCGUUCGCUGUCUCAAUUCACUUCCCAAUUCGUUUUCACCCACAGUUGAAAGGGUAGAUCUACAGCUUCAACACUGUAACUUCCAAGUUUGCAGCUCAAGUCUUAAACUGAAGACACUUCUCUCCAUCCUUUUGUUCUUAAAUUUCUAGUCAUUCCAAUUUUCCGACAAUAAAAGAUCGAGAGCUUUCGAUUCCGGCUAGUAGCCCAUGAUCCCCCAGCUCCUUCUUUUACAUGAUUCUUACUUCUAGAAUUUUAGAUCUGCAUUUUUAUGAUUUUUAAUUUUCCGAAUUAACAAUGGCAAUGUGUUCCUCACACUGCAUUUCAUACCAGAGCCUGAGAUGUAAAGCUGGUGAGACUGUCUAUGCAAACAAUGUGGAUGCAUCAGGAAUGAAAAGAUCAUGUCUUGGCUUUGCUUCUUUGUCAUGUGAUCUACGAAUGACAAUGCGGAAUUUAUUUGUUAAUGGCAUUGGUGUAAGUAGCAGACGAGGACGACAUGUAGUUGUUGCUUCGAGUCCUCCUACAGAAGAUGUCGCGGUUGCUGCAGAGCCUUUGACGAAAGAGGAUCUUGUGGAGUAUCUAGCUUCUGGUUGCAAGCCUAAGGAAAAAUGGAGAAUAGGUACUGAACACGAGAAAUUUGGGUUUCAAUCUGAAACAUUGCGCCCAAUGAAUCAUGAUCAGAUAUCUGAGUUGCUGUAUCGUAUUUCUGAGAGAUUUGGAUGGGAUAAGAUCAUGGAAGGUGACCUCAUUAUUGGACUCGAGCGGGAAAAUCAACGUAUGUCAUUCGAACCUGGUUGUCAGUUCGAGCUUAGUGGUGCACCCCUUGAAAAUUUACAUCAAACUUGUGCUGAGAUUAAUUCCCACCUUUAUCAGGUUAAAUCUGUAGCAGAAGAGAUGGGAAUCAGCUUUCUCGGAAUUGGCUUCAACCCUAAAUGGGGAAUGAAUGACAUACCUCUUAUGCCUAAGAAAAGAUUCGAGAUUAUGAGGAAUUACAUGCCCAAAGUGGGAACACUUGGACUAGAUAUGAUGCUCAGGACUUGUGCUGUUCAGGUUAAUCUGGACUUCAGUUCUGAAGCUGACAUGGUUAGGAAAUUCCGUGCUAGUCUUGCGUUACAGCCUAUUGCAACAGCGUUGAUGGCAAAUUCGCCUUUCACAGACGGGAAACCAAGUGGUUACCUCAGUGUGAGAUGCCAAAGAAUGACUCAGACUGAUGAAAAUAGAGCUGGAAUGCUUCCCUUCGUGUUUGAGGAUUCCUUCGGGUUUGAGCAGUACGUCGAAUAUGCUCUCGAUGUCCCAAUGUACUUUGUCUACCGGAAGCAGAAGUAUAUUGACUGUACCGGACUAUCCUUCCGGGACUUUUUGGCCGGAAAACUUGCUCCAGUUCUUGGUGAAUACCCCAAUAUCAAUGAUUGGGAGAAUCAUCUGACAACCUUAUUUCCCGAGGUCAGGCUUAAACGAUACCUGGAGAUGAGGGGUGCUGAUGGAGGACCUUGGAGGAGUUCAUGUGCUUUGCCUGCGUUUUGGGUCGGUAUAUUAUACGAUGAGGUCUCUCUGCAAAAGGUUCUGGACAUGAUAGCUGACUGGACAGCGGAAGAAAGAGAAAUGCUGAGAAUGCAGGCCCCGGUGACUGGACUAAAAACACCAUUCCGAGGAGGAUUACUGAGGGACGUCGCCAAAGAAGUCGUGCAACUAGCAAAGGAUGGCUUGGAAAGGAGAGGCCUUAAUGAAACAGCGAUUCUGAAUGAAGUGGCAGAAGUGGCUGAAACAGGUGUAACACCUGCAGAGAAACUUCUGGAGUUGUAUUAUGGAAAGUGGAAAGAAAGCAUUGAUCCAGUUUACCAGGAGCUCCUCCACUGAAAUGUUUCAAGAGAAUUUAUCGCGUGAUUCUCAGUUUGUGGUGCCCUUGAAUCUUACAUUUGAACUUAACUAUCUCAGAGUUUCUGCAGUUUAAACAGAUAACUGAAACUACUUGAACUCUUGAAGUGUAUGUAUGUUUUAUUUAAGUGAUCAUAUAUUUGUUAAGCGAUAA
Molecule: messenger RNA, 2070 nt
Organism: Daucus carota subsp. sativus
Lineage: Eukaryota; Viridiplantae; Streptophyta; Magnoliopsida; Apiales; Apiaceae
Product: glutamate--cysteine ligase, chloroplastic
Exons: 16
Coding region: 339-1898 (519 amino acids)
Biological process (GO): glutathione biosynthetic process; modified amino acid biosynthetic process
Molecular function (GO): glutamate-cysteine ligase activity
Source: RefSeq, a predicted model, not a curated record